GAGACCAUAUAUAGAUACAUACAUGUAACUAAUAUCGUCUAUAUAAUUGAUCUUCAUUCUUCAACUUCAACCAUGCAUCAUACAUAUAUUUAAGUCUCUGUCUAUUAUCAUUUGAAUUAUAUUUUCUUCAGAACAUAGUUAAACAACUCCAAUUUGGAGCUUUAAUUGAUACGUUUUAGCUUAGCUAGGGGCAUAAUUUUACUUUGGAGAAGAACAGACGUAUAUACAAUAUACAUAUAUAAAUGGCAGGUGGGCUGAUUGAUCUGUUCUUGGUUGCUUCAAUCCCAGUGUUGAAACUGCUCAUAUUAACUGCGCUUGGCUCAUUUCUCGCUUUCACCGCCUCUGAUAUUCUUGGUGACAAUGCACGCAAGCGUUUGAAUUCACUAGUAUUUUUCGUGUUCAAUCCAGCAUUUGUGAGCAGCAACCUGGCCAAAACCAUUACUCUUGAAAGGAUUAUUUCAUUGUGGUUCAUGCCAGUGAAUAUCAUGAGUACGUUUGUGAUAGGAUCUGGGUUAGGAUGGUUGGUUGUCAAAAUCACAAAGCCUCCCCAACAUCUCAAAGGCCUCGUUCUAGGCUGCUGCUCAGCAGGAAAUUUGGGAAAUCUGCCAAUAGUAAUAAUCUUAGCAGUAUGCAGAGAGAGAGGUAGUCCAUUUGGAGCACCUCAUCUUUGCCAUUCCUCUGGAAUGACCUAUGCUUCUCUUUCCAUGGCCAUUGGAGCCAUUUCCUUAUGGUCUUAUGUUUACAACAUUGUCCGAAUUUCCUCAAGUAUGGGCAACGCAGAUGACCCAAAACGCGGCACAAGACCUACUAAAGGAACAUCAGACUUGGUAGAUGGUAAUUUUUCAAACUCAGAAGCACUGGUUCUUGGAAAGGACAACUCUGUGUCUGCGGACCACGCAUGCCAUGCAAAAUACAAGGGGGAGAGUAAGGUGCCAAUCUGUAAUCAGAUAAAGCACUACUUAACAACGUUGUCAAGCGACAUCAAUUUGAGGGCGUUAUUCGCGCCUUCAACUGUAGGAGCGGUUGUCGGGUUUAUCGUAGGCAUGGUACCCCAAACCCGGAAAUUGAUAGUUGAUGACGGUGCCCCUCUUCUUGUGCUCUAUGAUGCAGCUUCCUUGGUGAGUGACGCAGCCAUCCCAACGGUGGCCCUGAUAAUGGGAGCAAACCUUCUUAAAGGGUUGAAAAGGUCUGGCAGUUUGGCGAGGGUGAUCUGCGGAAUUAUAGGAGUUCGGUACGUGGUGCAGCCUGCGAUAGGCGUUGCAAUUGUGACAGCUGCAAAACACUAUGGGGCACUGCAGUUGCGGUUGAAGGAUCCGCUCUAUGAGUUUGUUCUGCAUCUGCAGUACGCACUCCCUCCAGCGAUGAACAUUGGCACAAUCACCCAAUUGUUUGGAGCAGGGGAGAGUGAGUGUUCUGUUAUAAUGCUCUGGACCUACGCUUUUGCAUCACUCUCCCUUACUCUCUGGUCGACCUUCUUCAUGUGGCUCGUCACCUGA
Molecule: messenger RNA, 1496 nt
Organism: Morus notabilis
Lineage: Eukaryota; Viridiplantae; Streptophyta; Magnoliopsida; Rosales; Moraceae
Product: protein PIN-LIKES 3
Exons: 9
Coding region: 243-1496 (417 amino acids)
Biological process (GO): endoplasmic reticulum to cytosol auxin transport
Cellular component (GO): membrane
Source: RefSeq, a predicted model, not a curated record